Messenger RNA from Blastomyces gilchristii SLH14081, 311 nucleotides. RefSeq lists its product as uncharacterized. The transcript has a single exon. NCBI's taxonomy places the organism in Eukaryota, Fungi, Ascomycota, Eurotiomycetes, Onygenales, Ajellomycetaceae. The record is from RefSeq and is a predicted model, not a curated record. Bases 1 to 303 code for a protein of 100 amino acids.
AUGAGAAAAUCGCAAACCUCAAACAAGGUGAAAGACAGUAUGCUGAAGGAGUGGUACACUGGAACUUAUAAAAAAAUCGCAAGAAUCAAGCGAACCGAUAUGGGUGCAGAUGGGCUUGAGGAUAUUUUGACUGAGUUUCCUCCAGUGUUUGAGUUUGUCAAAUCACUUUGCAGAGCUAUACAAGACAUUCUUUUCCUGUACAGGAACAGAGGCAUUAUUGUUGACACCCCGCAAGACCUGAAGCAUUUAUAUAAUCCUGUUAUCAAGGCAUAUGAUGAUGUGAUCACCAAAAUCAAAUCUUGAGUGUGAUG